GUUACAAACAUUAGCUCCGCCCCAACAUCGAAUGCCAACUCUGGCUUUUCUUGGGCGUUGGUAUCUACCUACUCGCGACCAUGGACACCGACCCUCAGUUACCGCGACCUGUCACCGCGGACAAGUCCAAUAGCCCCAUCACGACUCGGCUUGGCAACACCUUGAAAAGGCUCAUUGACCGCAUGGCAUCUUCUACCCCGAGCGACGAAAACAAGACGAAAACCCCCCCCGAUGACCGUGACAAUCAUGUCGAUAAUAACAACACCGAUAACGGCGAUGGGCCGGCCAUGCCAUCGCUGUCCCUCGAUAUUAGCAGAGCCGCCGUCGUUGACAAGGUCCACGAGCAUCGUUGUUUUCGACAGCCCGAAGUUGCCCAGGACAUUGAAGUCACAGACUUGCCGGUAUUUGACAGCGUCACGCCUUAUGGCGUCAACGGCGAGGUUCAAUCCCAGCUAUGGAGUAAGGAGGUGACGAGACUCGUCGUCGCCGUCAACGGUAACGAGCCGCCCGACUUCCCGAGCUCAGCCGACUUCGCCGUAGACUCACGGAAGGCCUACGAGUUGCUCGCCACGGUAUCCGACAUUGUGUUUCAAGCCUUGCACGUUGUGAUAUACGACGCCGAAUGUCUCCUCGCCGAGCAUUCUCCUUCCUACUGCGAUCACGGUACUAUGGAGAGAAGUCGCACCAGCUUGUAUUUCCUGUGCAACCGGGACGAUGACGACGAUGAUGAAAAGUCUGACUACGACCCCGAGGUCUUGCGCAGACACCGCGCCGAUAUUUUUGCCUUUGUCGAUUUUUGUACUGCCAUCUUUGCCCGCAUCCUGUGUGGCGGCACCGAGAAAAUGUCCGUCGCCGUCGGCAUGGUUGCCCUCCUAGCCAAGAUAUCCACCAAGCUCAAGGUGGUCUCUGCCAACCUGCGAGACAUUGCCCAAACGUCAAUCGACAACGGCACACAGUACUCGCAGGCUGAGGGUUUGAACGACAAGCGUCUUCGCAGGGGAGGGCUACCACCAAAGCCGCCAGCCGUUGGGGCUGGAGGGGACUCCUCCCAAACCCAGCAGGAGGAGCAGCAGCAGCAACAACGACAGGAUAGGUUUACGUCAGAUCCCUUGACCGGCCGUGGGGGAUCCACCGGUCUCGGUAGUGAUCCAGAACAAUGGAACAAGUUCUUAAGGUCUAAGAAGGAUGUGCUGCGACAGUUCUACAUGGGCCAGUGCAAGCUGCUGCGAGACGGGCUCCUCGAGACCUUUUUUCAUCUUGUCAUCCGGGUGCGGGGCAACAACAAACUCAUAAGUCGAUCCUUUACCCGCUACGAGCUCUGUGCGACCGUCUAUGAGACGGGAUUUGAGCGCUUCCGAACCUUUGUAUUUCAGGACCAGACCGGUUACUUUAGCGGCAGUGGCCAUUCUUACAACAUCCGGUGCGCAUCCCACGCUUUUCACAUCACCAACGCCAUCGUCAUGCGCAUCGAGCGUAAAAAGACAGCUGAAAAGACCACAGAAAUGGACGGUGGCCAUUCUAGCAAUGACAUGGGCUCAGACAAUGAGUCGAUUGGCACCCAAAUUACAGCAUCCUACAGUCGAGAGCGGGAAGAGCCAAAGGAGUCCGAAUCCUCACAACUCACACACCUACAGCAGCAACAACAACAACAGCAACGACAUAUUCCCCGCAUUUACCUUACUCUAGGGUCCAUGAACAAUGUUAUUGCUGUCUUGGUUCCGCUCUUGUUCACAACACCGCUUCUUGUGCACAACGUGGCCAUCUACCUCGCAUCGACAAACACAUCUGUGGUUCAAGAGACGGAACCCGUCAUUGUGAGGCCGCAAUACCGCGUUUCCGCCUUUUUCUGUUUGGAUACCGAGGAAUACCGCGAGGCGCAGCGGCAGCAGCGGGAACAGCAGCGGGAACACAAGGCUCGCGGCACCCACCGCAACUCGGACCCGCGAUCCCUGUCCAACUCACUCAUCCAUCGUGGGGGGUUGCUCGCGGGCGAAAAGGUGGCCAAGAUUGGUCGCGUCGGCACCUUUCCGUUUGUGACACCAGGAGACAACAGUGGUUGGUUAUCGUUCUUGGGGAGGGGAGGAGCGGGAGGGGGAGACGUCCGUACCAGCCGGGCUGGACCGUCGGGAAUGGCCAAAGGAGAAGGGGCGGUCCCGGCCCCGGUUAUUACUAACUUCGACUCCUCGGAGCGUAUCCGCAAGCACCGGAAACAGCUUGACAUGGCCGGCGACAAAAUGCGCGCGUGGGUACUCGAGGAAAAGGGCGUCAUGGUGCGAUGCCGGCUAUACGUCACCACCGUCAUGCUCGUCUGCACGGUGCUCGUCGUGGGCGGCAUUGCGGUUGGCAUCAGUGUCGGGGACCGCAUCGCGGGCGUCGAUCCCUUCAACAUUACCACGUACUGCUGGGUGCUGGCCGCUUUCGUCGUUCUCGUGGCCAAGAGUGUGCGCGUGCACGAGUGGCCGUGGAACGACUUUUUGUAUGACCGCGUCUUGUGCCGCAGUGUGUCGGAGCUGUCGUCAGUGACGAGCAUCCACGAGCAGCUGAUACUGGCGUACCUGUUGCAGACAGAGAAAACGAGUUUUCUAACCACGAGGGGGCCCUUCAACGCAGUGUUCAACCGGCGGUCCGACGACGGCUUCUCGAUUGACCGGCCGUUGAGCAUGUGGGCCAUGUUGAUUAGCGGUCUACUGCCCGUUGAGGUACAUUCAUUGUACGGGAGGGGGCUCGUCUGUCUGGAUUUACGCCGGGGUGAGACAUUUGAUGCGGUGCCCAAGAGCCCGGAGCUUUGUGUGGCGUCUUUGGAGACCAAUGCGAAGAUGCGUCUGGUCUGUGAGCGGCUCCAAGACCAGGCUGUCAAUCCGAGUACGGGAACGGUGCGGAUCAGGUUGGAGCGAGCCGAUAUGGUGCGGUAUAAGGCGGUUGGGUUUUACGGGAAUGACAAGGCUGUGUUUAUUUGAUGGGAUGGGGGAAGUUUGGUCCCGUCCUGGGCUAUGUUGAAAGUCGGAAAGGCGUCAGUUGGUUCUGGGGUCGCCAUGAAGACCUUCCCCUUUUUCCAAUCUGGCAAACGCCGCCAUCCGUCUGU
Messenger RNA from Chaetomium fimeti, 3082 nucleotides. RefSeq lists its product as uncharacterized. The transcript has a single exon. Bases 81 to 2957 code for a protein of 958 amino acids. The record is from RefSeq and is a predicted model, not a curated record. Lineage: Eukaryota; Fungi; Ascomycota; Sordariomycetes; Sordariales; Chaetomiaceae.